AGCAGCAGCAGCAGACGAAUCUCGGCCAUGGGAAGCUCGGAUCUCGAAUGCGGACGUUGACAUUCGAUUAGUUUCCGCAGAGCUCACUUCUCUGAAUCUCUCAGUCGGUCGGUCCGGAGCCAUGGAAGCUGUGCUGCAGCAGGCGCAGCUCUGCUCGGUCUCGGCCUCGUUCAGGUCUGCAUUUCGACUGGCCAAUGUCAAUUCGCGGCUCUGCUCGCGAGGAUUCGGUGCGGUCCGGUGCGCCGGCAAGCGAGGAGGCACGGUGUCGACCAAGAGGCCCGCCAAUGCCACCGGAGGUUUUGGUGCCAAGGCUCCUGUGAAAACCUCGUUCGAUGCCGGAGUUCUGCUGAAGCGGUCGGAGCAGAUUUACACGAAGCUGAUCGCCGAGCAUGCGUCGGAGGGAGAUGUGCGCGAAUUUAUCAUCUGUGUUCGCCAGAAGAGCGAAAAGAACAGCAAGCCCGUGCUGGAUGACUGGCUCCCCGUCGCGGAGCUCGCCCUCGUGUCUGAAUUUGACGCCUCUGCUGUUCUGCCUCAAGCUCUCCCUAUUCUUUGCAGGGAGGUUGCGGAAUGUGCCGCCAAAGGAGCAGUAGCUCUUCGUGCCAUUUCGCGAAGCUGUCUGGAGUACGCAUACGAACCCGCAGAAGCAUUCUAUGAUCAUGUGAUGUCGGGAUCGCAAAUGCAGCUGUCCAGUGUGGAGUGCCCUUACGGUGUUCUAGGGUUACCCAAAGGAGCUCCUGCGAGCGAGGUUCGCACCGCUUACAGGUCUUUAGCCGCCCAGAACCAUCCCGACAAACACUCUGGAGAAAACGCAACCGCUGCCGAACAAGAGUUCAAGCGAGUGACCAGUGCCUACGACCAGAUCAAGAGAGCUGGUCUUGCUGCCGGAGGAGUGCCGACUUAUGAAUCUCUGGGUGGAACUGGACGGAAUGGACUCAGUGAGCCUAUCAGCAUAACUAGCAAAACUAUGUCCGCAGCCAUUCCUGAAGGCGUACAAGUUGCUGUCAGACAACUUGAUCCUGAGAUUACCUCUCGAUUUUUGACUCGCAUAUACGCACGAUCAGGAGGAGCUACUUUCGUGUGACACAUCGAAUUUUUGGGAAUUGAAAUAUACCAAACGCUGGUGGAAAAUGGAUCCAGCUGCAAGAGCUGGAUGAGAAGUUUGAACGGACAAAGCCAUUCUAAUUGAAGGAUGUAUUCAAACAUCAGGGGGACAGCCGCUCGAUACACUUGAGAUCACUCUCAUAUUCAUAGCCUCACAAUUGGGGAAGCAGAGACAUAUUUAGUACGUAGUUCAACAGAUAGCCAUAUCUUAAGCUGAGUAAAAUUGGAGGAAGGCUGCUUGAGUGACCGCUUUUUGCAGCUACGAAGGUGUUCUAGCAGACAUAAGGACUUUGUAAAAUGUAUACUUGAGUAGAAUACUCUAUUAAUCCCUCUUGAAGUAGAGCUGACAUUCCAAUAAAAUCUUCGAUUGGAGAUACAAUUUUGUCGAAAGCGGACUAUAACAACGACUGGUUGUUGAAGAGACUGUCAAUACUAUCAG
Molecule: messenger RNA, 1540 nt
Organism: Marchantia polymorpha subsp. ruderalis
Lineage: Eukaryota; Viridiplantae; Streptophyta; Marchantiopsida; Marchantiales; Marchantiaceae
Source: the annotation of a GenBank genome assembly